Messenger RNA from Megachile rotundata (alfalfa leafcutting bee), 1579 nucleotides. Its product is annotated as BRISC and BRCA1-A complex member 1. NCBI's taxonomy places the organism in Eukaryota, Metazoa, Arthropoda, Insecta, Hymenoptera, Megachilidae. Gene Ontology annotation, biological process: double-strand break repair; positive regulation of DNA repair; mitotic G2 DNA damage checkpoint signaling. Gene Ontology annotation, cellular component: BRISC complex; BRCA1-A complex; nuclear body. The record is from RefSeq and is a predicted model, not a curated record.
AUAUUCUCCGUUCAACGAGAGAUCAUAUCAUUUUCAUGCAAUUUGGCUAUCUUCAGUAGUCUCGCUCCCAACUAGAGUUGUCUCUCUAUAACAUGUUUUCAAACCGUUAAUCAUAUACGCCGUGAAAAGGGAUAUGUAAAUAAAGUGGAGAACCGAUGAUCGUCGUUACAAAUAUAUUUGAACCAAUUACACGUAACAAAUGAAAAUUCAUUAAAUUUACUAAAGCAAUAUAAAUAAAAACAUGAAAAAUGAGUGGUAUCGUGGAUAAUAGUACACCGCGUUUCCUUUCGGAUCGCAUAACAUCACAGUCCGAAGAGGAUAAGACAUUGAUUCGUAAUCUACCAGGAAUAAAUUUGCCUGAACAAAUUUUACUUGUAAUAGAUACUGUAAGAGAAAGAGACUGUACACCGUUUAAACUUACCAAAGGAACAAACUAUAUGCCUUUGUUUAUGAUAAAACGGGUCGUAGAACAUUUUAUUUGUAUUAAGUCUACUAUUCAACGUAAUCAUGAAUAUGCACUCAUGAUUUUAAAUUCACAAAGCGCCGAAUGGAUUUGUGAUUUUACUGAUAACAUUAACAGUAUUAUCGAUAGUUUGGAUGUUAUCAACGAAGAGAUCAUAGAAGCGGAAGUAGAAACAGCAGAAGACGAAGAAGAAGAAGAAGAGGUGGAAGAACACGAAGAAGGAGAAGAAGAAGAAGAAGAAGAACAACAACAACAACAACAACGAAAAGACGAAGAAACAGUCAAAGCAAAUGAGAUAAGAAAUGGAAGGGGUAAAAGAGAAAGAGGCGAAAGAGAAGAAAAAGAAAAGAAAGAAGAGGAGGAAAAAGAAGAUGAAAAAUCUUAUGAUCUUGGACAAUUAUUCGAUAAAAUCGAACAAAAAUUACUUCUAUCUGCACGAAAGGGCGAUACAAUUGUCCCAAAAUAUGUAACCAGAGUAAUUUUAUUAUACUCGCGUUCUACCAGUAUUCCAAAAUUUGAUAGCAGUAAAGUUUCCUUAGAUAACCUUACAAAGAAUCCAUAUUUUUUUGUCGAUGUAUUAUACGUACACGAACCACCAUGUUCCAAAAAUUUAUGCGAAGAAAUUUAUAGCGAAAUAGCAAGAUUGGAUACAAAGAAUGUUUCUUAUAUAUUAGAAGUAGGAAGAAACGCAGCCAAAUUACACGAUAAUAUGGCAAAGUUGUUGGCGCAUCCUCUCCAGAGGCCACAACAAAAGGACGUUUGUUACGCGAUUUAUCCAUUCUCUGCUUCUCAAGAAGCGUACAUCAAUGUUUAACGACUGAUAUUCUUUAAACCAUACUACAACAUUUAGUUUAAACGUAACAAUCCAUAAUUGUACCAUUCUCGUAAAAAAAUAAUUGUCAAGUCUAUGCUAUGCAUUUUCAUGAUAACUGGAAGAAAGUUGCGGUAAAAUUUAAUGGGUAAAUAAUAUAGAUGCGUUAAUCUAUAGUAUAAGAAUUUAUGGAAAAUCUGAUACAAAACUGAUUUCACAUUUAUAUGUAGGAAUAAGCAAUAAAAAAAUAAUAUUGUUGGAUAUCCAACAUGAUAACUCAGAACCAACGGGUUCAAAACAAGUUA